Messenger RNA from Emiliania huxleyi CCMP1516, 588 nucleotides. RefSeq lists its product as hypothetical. The record is from RefSeq and is a predicted model, not a curated record. The coding region runs from base 1 to 588 and encodes 195 amino acids. NCBI's taxonomy places the organism in Eukaryota, Haptophyta, Isochrysidales, Noelaerhabdaceae. The transcript has 3 exons.
AUGCUCUCGCUCUACACGCUCGCGCCCGCCUAUGCGCCCGUCACCCCGGCGGCUCCCCUGAGCCGAGCUGUGAGCGGUGUGAGAAGAGCCGCUCCGCCCGCUGCCGCCGCCAACAGCGUGCGAGACUCGAUCGCCACGACGCUCCUCUCCCUCGGGCUUGCUGCACAUCUCACGGCGGCGCCGCUGCCUGCGUUUGCCGAGAUCACAAAGGCCGACAUAAUCGCGGCCGAGCAAAAGUGGGGCGACGGCAUCGUGCGCGUGGGAGAGGUCUACUCCAAGGGCGGCGACUACAAGAUGGCAGCAAAGGGCCCGGUGCUUUUCAAGCCGACCAAGGCGUCGGAGAAGGAGUUCCGCCUGACGCCGGGCGAGGCGUACUCGUACUUUGUCACCGGACAGGAGGUUGAGGACAAGGGCUUCGCCCUCCACCCAUGGACCAAGGUUCGCUUUGACAACAAGGCGUUUGUCGUCGACGGCGACACCGCCUUUUCGAUGGGCAACUACUACUUCACGGACGCGAAGACGGGGGAGGAGACCAAGGCUCUGAUGGGUGCUGGCGCGCUGGGCCUCGUCCUCAACUCGCUGCUGUAG